Messenger RNA from Penicillium daleae, 915 nucleotides. RefSeq lists its product as uncharacterized. Bases 1 to 915 code for a protein of 304 amino acids. The record is from RefSeq and is a predicted model, not a curated record. The transcript is spliced from 2 exons. NCBI's taxonomy places the organism in Eukaryota, Fungi, Ascomycota, Eurotiomycetes, Eurotiales, Aspergillaceae.
AUGCGUUCUUCUACCUUCAUUCAGGGGUUGUUGCUUGCUGCACCGGCCUAUACCGUCGACCCUGCUGCCAUCUACAAUGGGGGCUACAGGUCGGCUAAGAAUGUCGCCCUUCGUAUUGGCAAUGGCGGUGCCGGUCAGAGUGGUCUGAUUGAGGUUCUCGCCAACGCCUUCAUCAGAGCCAGUGUCAAGAAUGGCUCAAAACCAUUCGAGAUCGCCUGGUACAAAUCCGACACCACCGAGUCAAUCAACUACCUCAAAGACGGCACCGUCGACAUCGGCAUCACCUACACCCCCGCCGCCGAACAAAUCGCCAUCAACAAGGGCAUCGCCAAGUCUCCAGCCUGGUACACCUGGCGCGACCACUUCCUCCUCGUCGGUCCGCAUUCGAACCCGGCCAACAUCUCCAAGAACCAGAACAUCCAAACCCAAUUCUCAAACAUCUACACCACCGCCGAAGCAGGCAACACCGAUCCCCCCGUCCGCUUCCUAACCCGCUACGACAAAUCCGCCACCAACAUCAAGGAUUCCCAGCUGUGGAUCGAAAUCGGUCAAGUCCCCUGGGCCACCGCGUACUCAACCUGGUACCACCAGUACAUCGCGUACCCGAUUCAGGCACUGACAGCCGCUAUCCUGCUCAAUGAGUACACCAUCACUGAUCGCGGCACGUACCUGUCUAUCUCGACGGAGCUGCAGAACCAGACGACCAUCUACAAGGCUGGUACUGAUGAUGCGUCUGAUCCCCUGCUGAAUCCGGCUCAUAUUUUGAUUGGAAAAGGUGUGAGGAAUGAGGAAAUGGCUGAUAAGUUUGCGCAGUGGGCUAUAAGUGCUGAGGGGCAGAAGGUUAUUACCAGCUUUAAGAAGAAUGGGCAGCAGUUAUAUACUGCUGCACCGGAUAAUAAGACUGCUCAGUUCUGA